Molecule: messenger RNA, 1554 nt
Organism: Cyprinus carpio (common carp)
Lineage: Eukaryota; Metazoa; Chordata; Actinopteri; Cypriniformes; Cyprinidae
Product: melanocortin receptor 4-like
Exons: 1
Coding region: 195-1073 (292 amino acids)
Biological process (GO): G protein-coupled receptor signaling pathway
Cellular component (GO): membrane
Molecular function (GO): G protein-coupled receptor activity
Source: RefSeq, a predicted model, not a curated record
AUUAAACUUUUAAUAUAAAAUCUGUUUUGCAUGUUGUUUUGGUUCAUAUGAGUCUGUCUGUCCCGUGAGAGAACUAGUAAGACCACCUUCGCAUUUCAAAAGCGGGCACUACUGUAUGUACUCAUGCGCUCGUGCACAUGUCAGCAAUGGAUCUGUUCUUUUUCUUGUAACUGUAUUUACCGAGCUCCUCACUCAUGAAUAUUUCUCAGAGUAGUGCGGGUCUCGGCACCGUGCUGCCUCUUACUAGUUUCGAGAACAUCCUUUUGUUUCUCUUCAGUAUAACUCUCGCCACAGCCAUCAUUUGUAUCAACGUGUCCGUGUUUGUGUCCAUCGUGAUGAACAGAUCCCUGCGCAGCGAGAACCGCUUCAUGUACAUGCUCAGCACGUGUCUCAGUGACUUCUGCACGGGCGUCUCCUAUUAUUAUGUUGGAGUUAUGGAUGUACGCGAUUAUUAUGACUCACCGACUCGCACUUUCAACAUCGUUGCCACUUUUCUGGGUCUGUCCUAUAUGGCGAUUCUGGCCGCGCAGGCGGACCGCUACCACGCGGUCUCAGCGCCUUUCAAAUACUCGCAGCGCAUGACGCGGAGCAGAACUCUGCUGGUGAUUCUGGCCUACUGGCUUUAUGCUUUUCUCAUAGUGGCUGUUAAUAAUUUGGUGCCUGUGGAGGUUGCUAAAAGAGUGACAGGCUUUGGUGCUUUAGUAGUGAACAUUUUCACCGUCAUUAUCAUGAUUGGGUUGAACGUCAGGCUGUUCUUCAUCGCCAGAUUUCAGCUGGAACGCGAACCCCCGAGCGAGGAACGCGACAACAAGCGCGCGUCCAUUUAUCUCAUCAUAAUAGUGGCCGCGUGUUUUCUGAUCGCGUGGUUGCCUCUUUUUCUUCAUGUUAUUAUAUGCAAUUUUGCGGGGUCUACGUGCUAUACGUUCAGAAAUGAGGGCACAGACCCCCUGCGCAUUUUGGCGCGUCUCAAUGCAGUCAUCACACCAUUACUGUACAUCAGAGGCUGUACUGCACUCAGGAGCACCAUAAUGAUUCAAGUCUGGAGAAUAGCAUGCUACAAGAGGAAAGGGUAAAUCUAUCACACGCGCACACGUGCAGUUUCUCACAGGAAAUCUGAAAAUAUCAGGAAGCCUGAAAAUAAAAAUGUAAUAUUUGUCAAGUCUUUCUACAGUAAACAGCUAUAUCUGUAUAUAUUGAAACAUGUUGUGCUGGUCUGCAGAUUGAAAUCUAGACCAUGAGACAUACAGCAGGCAUUUGUUUGGUAUUGCUCAGUAAAGUCCUCUUCUUCUUUUUUCCAUCCAUUUUCCAACUCGCUUUAUCGUCUGAAGGGUCACUUUCCCAGCGUCUCGGGCCAGUCAGGGGACCCUGAACCGAUCACACACACAUAUUCACACCUAUGGGUGAUUUUACAGUGUCCAGUUCACCUAUGCUGCAUGUCUUUGAGUUGUGGGGGAACUCACACAGACACACGGAGAACAUGCCAACUCUAGACAGAAAGGCUUCUCACUGUGCCACCCUCUUUUUCCCUGAUUUUCCAGGUUAAUCUCAUUUAUU